AUGACCAAAAGAAAAGAGCAGCAUUACGAAGUGCAAGUAACCGACGAGAAUGAUGUAUUGAAAAUAACGGCCUUGGGUGCUGGAAAUGAAGUUGGGCGUUCCUGCGUUGUAAUUCAAUACAAAGGAAAAACUGUCAUGCUUGACGCUGGAGUUCAUCCAGCAUACAAUGGCAUCGAAGCGCUACCAUACUUUGAACAAAUAGAUCCUUCUACUGUGGAUAUAUUACUUAUAAGCCAUUUUCACUUAGAUCAUGCUGCAUCGUUGCCUUACUUUACGGAGAUGACAACAUUCCAAGGUCGCGUGUUUAUGACCCAUCCAACAAAAGCUAUAUAUAAAUGGUUACUGUCAGACUAUGUUCGAGUCAGCAACGUUUCCGUGAGCAAUAAUCUGUACAAUGAAGAAAAUCUCAUUCGUAGCUAUGAAAAAAUUGACGCAAUUGAUUAUCAUCAAGAAGUCGAAGUAGAAGGCAUCAAGUUCACUAGUUACAACGCAGGGCAUGUAUUAGGUGCAGCGAUGUUUCUGAUCGAGAUCGCUGGAGUCAAGAUUCUCUACACGGGUGAUUACUCCCGCGAAGAGGACAGACAUUUAAUGGCCGCCGAAGUCCCACCUGUACAACCUGACGUCCUAAUAACGGAAUCAACCUACGGUGUGCAAUCUUACCAACCACGCCUCGAGAAGGAAUCUCGCUUUACGACCUUGGUUCAUAGUAUCGUCAGCCGCGGCGGUCGCUGUCUCAUGCCUGUCUUUGCUCUUGGCCGUGCACAAGAGUUGCUUUUGAUCUUGGAUGAAUAUUGGGAAGCGCAUCCCGAAUUGGAAAGCGUGCCAAUCUAUUACGCUAGUUCCUUAGCGAAGAAAUGCAUGGCUGUCUAUCAGACUUAUAUUAAUAUGAUGAAUGCAAGAAUAAGAAAGCAAUUUGCUGUUAGUAAUCCGUUUGUGUUCAAACAUAUUUCGAAUUUGAAAAAUAUGGAUAAUUUCGACGAUGUUGGGCCUUGUGUGAUGAUGGCCAGUCCAGGAAUGUUGCAGAGCGGUUUAUCACGAGAACUAUUUGAAAGAUGGGCACCGGACCGAAGAAAUGGACUUGUUGUCACGGGUUAUUGUGUCGACGGGACUCUAGCGCGCCAUGCGAUGACGGAACCUUCGGAUAUAACUUCAAUGUCUGGCACCAAAAUUCCAUUGCGCAUGUCAGUUGACUCCAUUUCCUUCUCUGCUCAUGUGGAUUAUACCCAGAACAGCCAAUUUAUUGAUGAGGUUAAAGCUCCACAUGUUGUACUCGUACAUGGAGAGACAAACGCAAUGGGAAGAUUGAAGAGCGCAUUGAAAAGCAGAUACGCUGAACGAGAAGAAAACAUUAACAUAUACACUCCGAAGAAUUGUGAGAUUGUUAAAUUGCAUUUCCGAGGAGAAAAGAUGGCUAAGACUAUCGGUACCCUGGCAUCAAAAUACCCGACAGAGAACCAGAUAGUUACUGGCAUCCUCGUCUCUAAGGAUUUUCAGUUUAAUAUCAUUUCCGCCAGCGAUCUCAGAGAAUUUAGUGGUAUAGCCACGAGUUCUAUUCUCCAAAAGCAAACAAUUGGUUAUCGUGCCAGCUUCUCGUUGUUGAGAUAUCAUCUCGAGCAAAUGUUUGGCGUGCUAGAAGAGAUUGAAGAUAACGAUGAGGUCGUUGGGCUAAAGAUUUUGGGUGUUAUUUCGUUAACACAUACCAGUACGAAAUACGUGACCCUUGAGUGGCUUGGGAACUCGAUAAAUGAUGUCAUUGCUGAUUCAGUAUUAACGGUAAUUCUUAAUAUCGAAAGUAGUCCUGCGUCAGUCAAAGUCACCAAGCCUCCACACCACUCCCAUUCACACACAACUACUUCCGAAGAUAUACUCAACGAUGCCGAACGCUUCCUUAAACAGCAGUUUGGGGAGGUGAGACGAAAACCGGAUUCGAACGAUGAGGUCCUAAUUGUUUCUAUUGAUGAGCAGACUGCGGAAGUUAAUGUUAAAACUAUGGAAAUUCAGACCGACUAUGAUCCAUUGAGAAACAGGCUUACGAGUGUGUUGCAGAGAAUUUCGAGAACGAUACGUCCAUUAGAUCAGACUGACGCAAGGCCGAAGAUGAUAAGCGAAUGUGAGACAGACGUCGAACAGAAGAACAUAGAAAUGUGA
Paraglomus brasilianum is the source of this 2148-nucleotide messenger RNA. NCBI's taxonomy places the organism in Eukaryota, Fungi, Glomeromycota, Glomeromycetes, Paraglomerales, Paraglomeraceae. The record is from the annotation of a GenBank genome assembly.